Molecule: messenger RNA, 495 nt
Organism: Penicillium alfredii
Lineage: Eukaryota; Fungi; Ascomycota; Eurotiomycetes; Eurotiales; Aspergillaceae
Exons: 1
Coding region: 1-495 (164 amino acids)
Source: RefSeq, a predicted model, not a curated record
AUGCCCAAAUCCCCCCGAUUCUACUCCACCCCCAUGGACGACGGCUCUGAAUCGACACCAGUGCAAGCAUACGGGCUCGAGGAGCGCACGCCAUCCAUCAUCGAGAAACCCAAACUGCUGCGCCGCAUGUCGCACGCCCUCGACGACAUCAAGGAAGACUUCUCGCUGCAAAUCGACCCGCGCUCCACGGCCGACAAGCUUAAACGCCGCUCGACCCUCAUCUUCGACGGCAGCGCCUUUAACCCCAAUGCCGGCUCGCGUCCCGAAACCCCCGUUACGGCUGGUGGCCCUCCCCGGUCGCGGCCCAUGUCCAUCAUGUCCUUUGACGCCUGGUCGUCGCCACCACGCCGUUUGAGUCGUCGUCUCAGUCACCGGUUGUCGAUUUGGAGUCAGCGCGGCAAGGCGCCCGGCUCCCAGGCGGCCAGCAUCUCGUCCCCGAAUCUGAUCGGCUCGUCGACUCAGUAUGCCACCCGGAGCCAAGCCUCGUUUAUUUAA